AUGAUGAAGACACAGGGUGUAUUGGUGGGGGUGUCUCUGCUGACUAGCGUAGCUCUGCUGGGACUGAUAAACGUGCGGCAGAAAGAAGAGAUGAAGGAGCAGAAACAUGUAUCGUUUGAGACGAUUAAACUGCGUGUGACCAGAGACGUACUGGGAGAGUACCAACACGAGGUGAUCAGAGCUCACAACCUGCUGGACAAGACCAAGGCUCAGGUGGAUACUCUGGGGUCAGAACUCACCCCACUGCAGGCUGCAGAGGCCAAGAAGAAGAGUGAACUGGAGGCAUGCCAGGGAGAAAAGAAACAUGUUGCUGAUGAGGUGGGGGCCGUUGAGGCAGAGAACAGUAACUCUAAAACUGAGUUUGAGAAGCAAAAGGCUGCCUGGGAAGCAGAGAUGACGUCUCUCAAACAGCAGGUGGUGCAGCGCAGCAAAGUGUGUGUCUUUGUGAAGAAGGACUCUGUAGAGGGAAGGAAACUGUGUGGAGAUGAACCACCUAAACAAGAGGCCACUCCAAAACCAGAUGCUCCCAAACCAGAAGAAUCCAAACCAGAUGCUCCCAAACCAGAAGAAUCCAAACCAGAUGCUCCCAAACCAGAAGAAUCCAAACCAGAUGCUCCCAAACCUGAUUCUCCUAAAGAAGCCCCUAAACAAGAGGCCGCCCCCAAACCAGAAGAUCCCAAACCUGAGGCCCCAAAGAUGAGAUGAGCAGAGCUGGGGAUGGACGAAGAGAACGGGAAGAGCCACGUGGAAUCAAAGAAAAGACUUAAGGAAGGCAGAUGAAAAAUGGAGACCUUCUGCAGGACAUUUCUCUGUUCCCUUUUAAACUCGUUACAACUGGACAUUUCUCUGUUCCCUUUUAAACUCGUUACAACUGGUCCUUCAUGCGACUUUAGAGUGUCUAUUAACUACCAUCUAACAUGAGUGGAUAUUGAAUACUUUUUGUUAACCUUGUCCAUUCCUCUCUCUCAGUAUGACCCUCCCUCAGGGGGUGUUUGUGUGUGAUUUGAACAAAUGUGUAUGUGCCACCAGUAUCGACCAAUUGGAAAGUCCAGAGCCUCUCUCUGUCACUCCUCAUCAUCCUCACUCUGUUACCCUGGUGACGGUAUUAUGCAGUGGUGGCGACCAUAGCAUUGACCAAUCAAAAGUCCUGGAUUAAACUAAUGGUAUUUCUGUUUGUCUGAUUCUGAUGUAAUAAAGCUUAACCCUAAAGGAAAGGAUUUGAUUAACUAUUGAUACAGAACCAUUUCAUGUUUAAUGUGAGCACAAACAUUGGCAUUGUUUACUGUAUGUUCUGAUUCCCUCCAUCUUUAAACAUUUCAAGACAAAUAACUAAUAACAGCUGCUGGAGAUGUAAAACUCAUAAAGAAUGAAGUCACCUCAAAUUAUUGGCACCCUUGAUAAAGAUGAGCAAACAGUACUUUAUAAUACAAAUAUUAAGCUAUUGUGUAUAUUGCAUGCUCAAAUAAAAUAUUUAUAGUACUACAA
This is a messenger RNA of Oncorhynchus masou masou (cherry salmon), 1485 nucleotides long. RefSeq lists its product as uncharacterized. The transcript has 5 exons. Bases 1 to 705 code for a protein of 234 amino acids. The record is from RefSeq and is a predicted model, not a curated record. Lineage: Eukaryota; Metazoa; Chordata; Actinopteri; Salmoniformes; Salmonidae.